CGACGUCGCAAUCCCUAUCCCGAUUUCUCCCACAAUCCGCAUUGUUGCGAUCAGACCGUCAAGAUGGCCAAAUCCAAGAACUCGUCGCAACACAACCAGAACAAGAAAGCCCACAGAAACGGGAUCAAGAAGCCAAAGACUCACCGUUACCCUUCCCUCAAGGGUGUCGAUCCCAAGUUCAGACGGAACCACAGACAUGCUCUCCACGGCACCAUGAAGGCUUUGAAGGAGGUCAAGGAGGGCAAGAGAGAAUCUGCAUAAACAAAUGAAAAAACCAUUGAAAUCAGAAUCCCAAUGUGCCGCGUUGCUAUGUCCAUAGAUCCGCAUAUUUUCCCGUUGUUUUAGCCCGUGGGAACGAGCAAGAGAGAUACUUCCAUCUCGAGUCCUCGAUAAUGCAAGAUGGGUUUUGCGCUGGUUUCCCCAGGGUCCAUGCUUUUUCUGCUUAGGAUUCAUGAUUGACGGUAACGCUGGUCUGCUUUCCCACGGACUUUUGGCUUGGGCAUGUUUUUAUAUGGGAUGUGGGUGUUUUCGUGCAUCCUUAACAGCCACGUCUAGGUAGAUCCGUUGCAGGAAUAUGGACCACAUUUCACGACCCAUCGUUUGACAUCAUUUUCUGCAGAUAUUCCAACUUCUAGCUACCAUUCAAAAGUGGAUUUCAGCUCCGAGCGAGGACCCCAACAGGCAUUGUGUGUACAGCAGCGGAUACUUUUACCAAUAUCCGAUUGCUGAAGGAUUUUAUAACGUGCCGAGAUUAGAUCUUUCCUGCCUUCUAAUUACCAAACACCCUAUGCCCUCGCUUUCCCAUGGUGCAGCGGUGCAUGGACAGAUGGCUACAUAGCAAUUUAUAUGCAAAUACUUACAGAUUAAUUUUAACAAUCUACCUGAUAUCCUGUGUGAUUCAAAAA
Coccidioides immitis RS is the source of this 905-nucleotide messenger RNA. Its product is annotated as 60S ribosomal protein L29. Gene Ontology annotation, molecular function: structural constituent of ribosome. Gene Ontology annotation, biological process: cytoplasmic translation. Lineage: Eukaryota; Fungi; Ascomycota; Eurotiomycetes; Onygenales; Onygenaceae. Gene Ontology annotation, cellular component: ribosome; cytosolic large ribosomal subunit. The record is from RefSeq and is a predicted model, not a curated record. The transcript has 4 exons. The coding region runs from base 64 to 261 and encodes 65 amino acids.